Habropoda laboriosa is the source of this 1558-nucleotide messenger RNA. RefSeq names its product transmembrane protein 189 (gene Kua). Gene Ontology annotation, molecular function: oxidoreductase activity. NCBI's taxonomy places the organism in Eukaryota, Metazoa, Arthropoda, Insecta, Hymenoptera, Apidae. The coding region runs from base 556 to 1464 and encodes 302 amino acids. The record is from RefSeq and is a predicted model, not a curated record. The transcript has 5 exons.
GCUUCGUGUUCGUUUCAGAUUGUGUUUUUCACUCCAAUUAUAUCUUGAAUACUACGCACCCAAAACUGAUACCAAGUAACAACUGAAAUUACAAUUACUUAAAUAUCACAAAUUUUAUCGAAUGAGGCUUCAGAUACAAAGAAAUCAAAAACGAAAACAGAAAGAACGUACAACAACAACAACGACAAUAGCAGCAACGAAAAACCUCAAUUUCAACGAAAGAGUAGCACAAUGACUGCGGUGGGAAGGAUCAUGCAAAAAGCAGAUGGAUCGAACGAUAGAUGAUGUGAAAAUAUAUCAAAUAAUGCGUAAAACGUUAUGGCCGUUUCUGCACGCAAAAUUCAAAAGAUCGUCCGUAUUUUAUAAGGAGACACAUGAUACUGUAUAAAUCGUAUAUAAGAAUAUAAUAGAAACGCAUCGCUGCCUUAUAACAGAAAACGAGACCUCGCAAUGUCGAAGAACGGGCAAUUAUCACGAGACGACACCGACUCGUGAAAAAACACGUUACAGUUUAGACAAUUCAACGAAUAUUUCAAGAUAAUAACAAUAAUAAUUAUGGAUGAAAUAAAGGUGGCGAACUUGGGCCAAGCGGCAUCAGCCGCGUGUUCGAUGGCUACGAAUUUCUUGGCGCCAGUGAAAACCGAACGGCAAAUCUACGAGAAUUCAAUGCUCGAGGACGAUCCCAAUGCCAACUCAGUGGUGUCGACUUCGCAAGAGGACAGAACCGUACCGAGAUGGGGUCCCAAUCACAAGGGUGCUCAAGAACUCGCAAAUCUUUACAGUACCGGUAAUAAUUUUUAUUGCAAAUUUCUUUGUUUCAUAACAACGUUUUUGUUGCAGGUUCUUGUCAGAUUACGAUUAGAAAAUUUAAGUUCGAUAGCAAUAGCAGCAUUUUGCGGCAUCGUUACCGCAGAUUUUGGAUCUGGAUUAGUUCAUUGGGCCGCUGAUACAUGGGGUUCUGUAGAACUCCCAAUUCUUGGAAAGAAUUUUUUAAGACCAUUUCGAGAGCAUCACAUUGACCCAACAAGCAUAACAAGGCAUGAUUUUAUAGAAACUAAUGGUGAUAAUUUCAUGGUUACAAUUCCAUUUCUUUCUAAAUUAACAUGGGAUUUUUUAAUCCUCCCAGAAUCAGAAAUACAGCAAAAAUUUGUUUGGACUUGUUAUUGGUUUUUACUUGCAAUUUUUGUGGCAAUGACUAAUCAGAUACAUAAAUGGUCACACACAUACUUUGGAUUACCUUCCUGGGUUGUGUGGUUACAAGAACACAGAGUUAUAUUGCCUAGAAAACAUCAUCGUGUACAUCAUGUAGCACCACAUGAAACUUAUUUCUGCAUUACUACUGGAUGGUUAAAUUGGCCAUUAGAACAACUUCGAUUUUGGUAUAUUCUAGAAAUUAUAAUUGAAAAAGGUACUGGCUGUAAACCCAGGGCUGAUGAUUUGAAAUGGGCACAAAAACGAUCUUGAGAAUUAAUGUAUUUUAUCGUUUUAUGCAUUUCCAUGGAUAAAAAACAAAUUUAACAAAAAAUGAAAUUUUCCAUGAGUUUGUAACUUCAUGGAA